Mus musculus (house mouse) is the source of this 6610-nucleotide messenger RNA. It is a transcript of the gene Prdm1, whose product is annotated as PR domain containing 1, with ZNF domain. The transcript is spliced from 5 exons. Lineage: Eukaryota; Metazoa; Chordata; Mammalia; Rodentia; Muridae. Gene Ontology annotation, molecular function: promoter-specific chromatin binding; transcription cis-regulatory region binding; DNA-binding transcription repressor activity, RNA polymerase II-specific. Bases 2117 to 4117 code for a protein of 666 amino acids. Gene Ontology annotation, cellular component: nucleoplasm; cytoplasm; nucleolus. Gene Ontology annotation, biological process: cellular developmental process; negative regulation of transcription by RNA polymerase II; regulation of extrathymic T cell differentiation. The record is from RefSeq and is a predicted model, not a curated record.
GGAGCUUAAAGAACAGGCUCAGUUCCCUUUCAACACAGCAGGGCUCACCCAGGGAAACACUGGAAUUCUGAGCAAGUUCCCUAGAACUGGUUAAACGCUCUGCCUAGAAUAUUAGCUGGAGGUGGUUAGAUGUGGACUACCUGUGAAUCUCAAUUUUUGCAACUCAUUGCAUACAGGUCUGGGAGGGAAGGAAACAGUUUGCCGCUUGCUUCAAGGGCAGGCUCAUUUGCAUUUCUCUUCGAGGAAGUAGUAAUGAGUCACGGAGACUUACAUUUCACCCUUUCUUGAUUUCUUGCUGAGUUAACUUCAUUUGAAUGGAAGAGUUAUCCUGAGUGAACUUGAUGUCGAAGACAAAUGUCACUAAGAGAGGUAGAUGGUGGGUUAGUGGAACUGGGAAGGAUCAUGGAGCUAGUUUUAUUUAAAUCCAUCUGCACCAUAAAACGGUUACAUUUGACAGUAUCAUAGUUGUUAAGCAUGAGGAAAAUCCUCGUGUGCCUAUGAGAUUGUAGACUCAGGUAGAAUAACUAUUCUAAAGGUCUGGCCUAUGCUAUCUCCUUUGGAGUGUCAGGGUUAGCGAGGAUUCUGAGGUGACCUGGGAGAUGGGAUUCAUGGGUAAAAAUUGUUCUCUGAGAUGUCUCUGGCAUGUUCAGUUUUCCUCAGUGUAGAAAUGAAGAGCUAUUUAUACAAAUUUAGUGAGCUGUUUUCCUCACACAGACAUGAAAUAUACACCACCCAGAGAAAUGGUAAUAUCCACAACUGGAUUACAUGAGAAAAAGACUUUGGUUAAAAAAUUACUUAUUCCUGAGAGAGUCUGUCUUCAGCUAGGAAGUCUUUGUUUCCAGAAACGUACUACUUCUACAACUGCAUCUGUAGUCUUGUUAAGUAUUUGUUCUCAAUUUUUAUUUAUUUAAUACUUAGUUGGUGUUAAAUUAUAUUGCUCCAAGAUCGCAGUCUGAGAUUAUGAGCGGUUUCGCCCUUAUUGCUGUUCUCAGAUGGGAGCCACCAGUGGUAGAUUAAUCUUGGCCUCAGCUGGUAUGAAUGAAGACAAUCCGACACUGUCGUUUUGAAAACGGUCAAGAAGCACCAAAGGCUCUCCCAUUACUGUCCCCACUGUCCCAUUUAAAGAUUUACAAAAAGAAUUAGACUAAAUAACUAGAAGGCUUCCCUUGGGAGGAAUUAUUUAAGUCAGUUGUCCACAUGCAAGGAAGACAGGAAUGAAUCUUUUCACAGGUUGGAAGAUCCUGAUUUGUCAAGCAGGAAUAGGAACAUCUCUGUGUUGUGAGGAAUGAAAGGUUGUCAUGCAAAUUACACAGUCAGAGAUGCUCAGGUUGAGAAAGCAGUGACAUUUCUUGUAACUGUAGUAUGAAUCAGCUUGUGUUUAGUCUUCUUGAUACUGGAUGGAAAGGCUGGUAUCAGUGUGCCUUUUACAAAAGCAUGAUGCUAGUUUCUUGGGGUGCGUGUGACUUUCACGACAUCCAAGGUCCUUUUUUUUAAAACAAGGAUACAGUAAACCGUAGCCAUGAAAGGCCUACUGGGAUCGGCACACCCUCUGCUAGCUGUUUCCACCCUGGUGUAAGGGCGAUGGAACCCCUUGUUCCUGGAAGUUUGCGCGUCAGAGUAAACAAACUUGAAAACCCCUCUUGAUAGCAGAAUCCAGUCGGUCUUGUUACAUUUUCUCUUAACAAGAUACACCGCGGAAGCUCUCGCAGGCUGCUUUGAUGAAGCCACACGCACCCCCCACACACACACACACACACACAUACAAUUCACAGGAAGUCUCUCUUAAAAGAAACUGAUUCUGCUGUUUACUGCCUGUGUUAAAGGGACAGAGUUCCUUUUUUAUUUCUGAUAACGUUAGAGGGAAAUACAGAAACGUUCACACAGCCUGUGUGUGACUAAGAAUACAGCAAAUAGCCCUGUAGAGCAAACUCCCUGAGGUGAGCAUGGAAGCGCCGUACCUCUUGGAGACUGUCUUGUGUGUAAAGAGGGCUCUCUGCUCUGAAGGAAGGCGGUGGUUCUUCAAGGAGAGGAGCUUUUCUGGAGAGGAUGAGGAAUCUAUUCCAGAGAGGAGUUCCACCACUUCAUUGAUGGCUUUAAUGAGGAGAAAAGCAACUGGAUGCGCUACGUGAAUCCAGCUCACUCUGCCCGGGAGCAAAACCUGGCUGCCUGUCAGAACGGGAUGAACAUCUACUUCUACACUAUUAAGCCUAUCCCUGCCAACCAGGAACUUCUUGUGUGGUAUUGUCGGGACUUUGCGGAGAGGCUCCACUACCCUUAUCCUGGAGAGCUCACAGUGAUAAAUCUCACACAAACGGAAAGCAACCCAAAGCAAUACAGUAGUGAGAAAAAUGAACUCUACCCAAAGAGUGUCCCCAAGAGAGAGUACAGCGUGAAAGAAAUUCUAAAACUGGACUCCAAUCCCUCCAAAAGGAAGGACAUCUACCGUUCCAACAUUUCACCCUUCACUUUAGAAAAGGACAUGGAUGGCUUUCGGAAAAAUGGGAGCCCCGACAUGCCCUUCUACCCUCGGGUGGUUUAUCCUAUCCGGGCACCUCUGCCAGAAGACUUUUUGAAAGCGUCCCUGGCCUAUGGGAUGGAGAGACCCACCUACAUAACUCACAGUCCCCUUCCGUCUUCCACAACUCCAAGUCCCCCUGCGAGCAGCAGCCCGGAGCAGAGCCUUAAGAGCUCCAGCCCCCACAGCAGCCCGGGAAACACGGUGUCACCCCUGGCGCCAGGCCUCCCAGAACACCGGGACUCCUACUCCUACUUGAAUGUUUCCUAUGGUUCCGAGGGCCUGGGCUCCUACCCUGGCUAUGCACCUGCCCCCCACCUCCCACCAGCUUUCAUUCCUUCUUACAAUGCUCACUACCCCAAGUUCCUGUUGCCACCGUACGGCAUUAGUUCCAAUGGCUUGAGCACCAUGAACAACAUCAAUGGUAUCAACAACUUCAGCCUCUUCCCUAGGUUGUAUCCCGUCUACAGUAACCUCCUUAGUGGCAGCAGCCUGCCUCAUCCCAUGCUCAAUCCAGCUUCCCUACCGAGUUCCCUGCCUACCGAUGGAGCCCGGAGGCUGCUUCCACCGGAGCACCCCAAAGAGGUGCUUAUCCCAGCACCCCACAGUGCCUUCUCCCUUACCGGGGCUGCAGCCAGCAUGAAGGACGAGAGUAGUCCCCCCAGCGGAUCUCCAACGGCGGGAACUGCAGCCACGUCAGAACACGUGGUACAACCCAAAGCUACCUCAUCAGUGAUGGCGGCCCCCAGCACUGACGGAGCCAUGAAUCUCAUUAAAAACAAACGAAACAUGACUGGUUACAAGACUCUUCCUUACCCUCUGAAGAAACAGAAUGGCAAGAUCAAGUAUGAGUGCAAUGUCUGUGCCAAGACGUUCGGUCAGCUCUCCAACCUGAAGGUCCACCUGAGAGUGCACAGUGGAGAACGGCCUUUCAAGUGCCAGACCUGCAACAAGGGUUUUACUCAGCUCGCCCACCUGCAGAAACACUACUUGGUACACACAGGAGAGAAGCCACAUGAGUGCCAGGUCUGCCACAAGAGAUUUAGCAGCACAAGCAAUCUCAAGACCCACCUUCGAUUGCAUUCUGGAGAAAAACCUUACCAAUGUAAGGUGUGCCCUGCCAAGUUUACGCAAUUUGUGCACCUGAAGCUGCACAAGCGACUGCAUACCCGGGAGCGGCCUCACAAGUGUGCCCAGUGUCACAAGAGCUACAUCCAUCUCUGCAGCCUCAAGGUCCACCUGAAGGGCAACUGCCCUGCGGGCCCAGCUGCUGGGCUGCCUUUGGAGGAUCUGACCCGAAUCAAUGAAGAAAUUGAGAGGUUCGACAUCAGCGACAAUGCAGACCGUCUUGAGGACAUGGAGGACAGUGUCGAUGUGACCUCCAUGGUGGAGAAGGAGAUUCUAGCUGUGGUCAGAAAAGAGAAAGAAGAAACCAGUCUGAAAGUGUCUUUGCAAAGAAACAUGGGGAACGGCCUCCUCUCCUCAGGGUGCAGCCUCUAUGAGUCAUCGGACCUGUCCCUCAUGAAGUUGCCUCACAGCAACCCACUACCUCUGGUGCCUGUAAAGGUCAAACAAGAAACAGUUGAACCGAUGGAUCCUUAAGAUUUUCAGAAAAUAAGUGUUUCGUGUUGCUUCUUAGGGUAUGGCUUGGUGAAUCAGGGUGCCUUUAGCAAAUUGCUUGUACAUGACUCCAGAUCUGCAAAGCUCCGCUGGCACCGGGUGCUUCCCUGCACCUCUCUGGAAUUAAAGAAGGACUCCAAUGUUACCAAAAUCUCAGGGCAUAAAUGAGGCAAAGACUCACUAUAUAUACAUAUAUACAUAUAUACAUAUUAUAAAUAUAUAUAUACUUAUUUACAGCCAUGUCUAUAUAUUUGAACCUGUGUAUUUUGAAUAUUUGUGUGGAUAUGUUUGCAUAGCGCCUUCCUAUUACUAAAACUAUUGCCUAGCCAUAAUUAUUUUUUCAAUGAUAAUUCUUCAUAAUUUAUUAUACAGUUUAUCUUUCAAAAAGCAAUAAUUAAAGAAGUUUACAAUGACUGGAAAGAUUCUUUGUAAUUUGAGUAUAAAUGUUGUAUCUUUGUCCUGUGGCCAUUCUUUGUAGAUAAUUUCUGCACAUCUGUUUAAAUGCCUGAGACUUAGAAGAUAGCUCUGUGAUUUCAGGCAACCUUUCUCUAUGAUAAUGCUUUAAAAUGAGGUUUUGAUAUUGCCAAAGUCAUGUGGUUGGUGUGUUAACUCAGAAGAUCACACAAUCUGAGUGACAUUCUCUAAGUUGGGGAUACAUGUGCAGAAUUGCUCAGCAAUAAUUUGAGGGGAAGGAAGAAGAAAAAUAUUUUAUGUUUCAGAAUGAUGGUUUGGUUUUCCUCCUCCUAGUCACAAUUUUACCAAACAGUGACAGGAAGGCUUUGCCAACCUGUCUCCCAAUGUCACAUGACCAUUCUGAGUGGCCAUAUGACUUUGGCAUCCCUGGGUGUUAUCUGAAAAUGUGAAGAAGAUAAAAAAGCCGUGUUCAGAAGAUCUGUCGUAAAGCACAGAUGUUGUGUGUGUGUGUGUGUGGGUUGGGGGGUUUGAGUCUGGCUGUCAUUUUGCUGUUGGCUUGUUUUUGUUUUUUUAAUAUCAAAAUUGCACAAAGCUGGUGCCCUACCAAGAAGGAUUUGAUAUAGAAAGGCUCAGGCCACACUUAAAAUACAAGCAAGCAAAGAGAACAGAAAAAAAUAAAAGUAAAAACGGGUAUUCUUAUCAUCUUAGGUUAAGCGGGUAAUGAACAUUCCUGUCCCCAACGCAUCAACUGUAUUGUAUCUGUAAAACUCAGCUUUUCUCAGUAUUUGUGUUUUUGCAUUGUAUAAUUAACUUAAUUAAAGAUGAAAGGGCAUUGCAAAAGUGUUCAACAAUUACCUCAUUGAGUGUAUCCAGUAGGAGUGCAGGAAUUAAUGUCGUAUCUCAUGAGUUGCUACCCAGCUGAGCGUGUGUGCUUCCAAAUGGUAGGCUGGGUGGUUCGGUCCUGUAUUCUCCUAAGCCCAAAGGUUACCUGUUGGUGUUCAAGGUGUAAUAAAGAAUGCUGUAUAUUUAUGAACCUAUUUAUACCAGUAUACCAUGUGUAUAUAUGAUAUAUUUAUAACCACUUAAAUUGUGAGCCAAGCCAUGUAAAAGAACCUAUUUUUCCUAAGAGCAAAAAGAAUCUCUCUGAAGUUUUGCUUAAAACUCCAUGACCUCGCUAUGACUUUGGUGCUUGGGCACCACCCUGCCUACUACCAGAGAGCAGAGCACCUCAGUGCAGAGGUGAGGGUGUGUAGCAUCUUGGGAUGGAUAGAAACACCACACCAUCCAGUCGCAUUUGAUGGCCUUGCUACAUGUGUGUCAGUUGGGUCACAGAAUAAAAAUCAUUUUUCUAUUUCUGCUCUCCUCUUCCUCUUCCUCUUCUUCUUCCUCUUUCUCUCCCUCCUCUAGAACCCUGACUCAUGCUCACUGCUCAGUCUGAUGCUUACCUUAGAGUUUUGUAUAUAUAGAUCAACUUACAAAGAGGGAAAACUUCAGAUCCUCUGGGGGAAACCCAAGAGCCUUACUGACCUGUUGCUGUGACUAGCUAGAUGGGUUUCUCUUUACCUUCCAAGGAUCAAAACCAGAGAUUCCACACAUGCUAGCAAGCAAGCAAGCUGUCACUGGGCUGCAGCCCCAACAAGACUGACAUUUCUGGAUGCAUCUGUAUUUGAGAAAAAUACUCACUUAAUUGUAGGUUAACCAAAGCAUGACCUGACAUUGACACCAAAUACAAAUACGAUUUCUUUGCAGUGAACUUGGGUUGUUUUCCUCCUGUGCUUUUCUUGUGUUGGGAGGAUUUUUACAAGGACAAUUGCUUUUCUUGCCAUCUGUCUUCCUCUUAGGCCUCUUACAUGAGAGUGUUGAGCCCACAAUGAACAGUGGUUGGUUGGUUGGUUGGUUGGUUUGUUUGUUUGUUUUUUCCUCAGAGUUAAAACUGACCAAAGUUAUUGGCUUUUUACUUUGCUAGAACAACAAACUAUCUUAUGUUUACGUACUGGUUUACAUUGUUAUUUAUGUGCAAAUUGUCAAAAUGUAAAUUAAAAUAUAAAUGUUCAUGCUUUA